GUCGUCGUUUCCUUCACCUGCUCUCCUCCUUCUUCAUCUCUGAACAUCUCUCCUUCCUCCUCCCUCACUCGCUGACCACAAGACCAUCACCAACAACGCCCUCACAAUGCACUCGAGCAUUGUCCUGACCGGUCUUCUGGCCGCGACCGUCGCUGCAGUUCCACGCGCAGAGAAGCGCUCGCUCUCCGUCUACAGCACUGUCAAUCACAUCACCAAGUACCGACCUUCAUCGCUCUGCACUGGCGGUGCUCUUUCCACCAAGACGGCCAUCAAGGACAAGACCGUCACCUCGACCAUCACGACUUGCUCCGCACCAACCACCGAGACCAUCACCGUCACCCCAGAGGCAGUGACGACAGUCUGCGGUGAUGACGCCGACAGCAAUCUGUUCGCACGACAGGAGGCAGGCUGUACCAGCACCACCACGGUAUCGGCCUCGGUCGCCACCGUCUUCACCGGACAAUACAAUCGCACCCAGCCGAAGCCUACUGCCAGCCCGCUCGAACAGAGAUCGCCUGCAUUGCUUCCAGGACUGAUCGGCUCAGUAGUCCACCGACUUGGACAGAGCCCUCUCCUCCAUUCGAAAGCCUUCGAGGUCGACUGUUUAAAGAAGGUCACUACUCAUGUCUAUGUCACCACGACCGUGGCCGAACAAGCAGUGACCGAAACCGUGACCGCCGAGACACCGAUUGUCUGUGUCACACAGCAGCCAGGCAAGGUACUGGCACCUGCAGACCUAUCAAUCACAACGACACUGAGAGCGCCCACAACUAAUGGCUCAGCUACUGGUGGGGUGUGCACUGUGACAGAGAGUGCUUCAUCCACCACUACACAACAUCUCAAGUGCGCUCCGACCAACCUCAUCUCCGAGAUUGGCGGCAAGGGCAUUGGCCAGACGCAAGGAGACGAGUCCAACACGCGUGGUCUGGCGCCUGGCAGCGACCCAAGCGCCUGCUGCCAACUCUGCGUCGACACCGACGGCUGUGCAGCCAGCGAAGACGACUGGAAGGCUGGCAACUGCUUCCUGUGGUACACUGAGCCUACCUGCGGUCUUGGCUUCAAGUAUUCGGACAACAACCAGAAUCUCGCGCCAGGAGCUGGCUUUCUCGUGCAAACAGGGUGUGGCUACAUUGAAGAGACUGAAGCGCCAACAGGCGAGUAAGUACUUUAUGCAUGAGUCGAUCACUGGGUCUUUUGUGGAGCACUGGCAGCGGAGGUUAUGCAUAAAGUAAUGAUGGGGCAGAGAUGACAGAAGCGCACGAACAACAGUCUACAUGAAACAGGGAAUUAAUGCAAAGAGAAAAGGAUGCCAAGAUUAGACAACCUGGCAGGCUGGAAUAGCUUCAGCCACGAACCAGGUAGCUGAGUGCGACUGCACUGAUGCAGAGUGAUACAAUCGAACCCUUCUUGCGACAC
Messenger RNA from Cercospora beticola, 1416 nucleotides. RefSeq lists its product as uncharacterized. The record is from RefSeq and is a predicted model, not a curated record. NCBI's taxonomy places the organism in Eukaryota, Fungi, Ascomycota, Dothideomycetes, Mycosphaerellales, Mycosphaerellaceae.